CCUGGCAUCACUGGGCCUUUCUGCACAUGUAGUGAUCUGGUGGCCUGGGAUUUCUGAAUCGUAUGUUCAUACAGCUUGCUGUGCACGUGGGCAUGGACACUUCCACCAAGGCCAUCUUCCUGGAGCAGUGCGGUAAGAACCGAGGCUACCGGGAUUCAGACGUAAGAGGCUUCCGGCCGGAGGAUGGAACAUGCCUCCCAGGUGGCCCUGAAGUGAUGCUGUCCGUUGUCAACAUGAAGGAGGUCUGCCGGCAUGUUGCUGUUGAAGAUGUAGAAGUGGCCUUUUCCCGAGAUGCCGGCAGGUACGUCUGUGAUUACACCUACUAACUGUCUCUGCACCUUGGGACUGGGUAUGCGGCGCUCAUCCACGUCCCUCCUCUGUCGCACCGGCUCUCAGCCAGCCUUCUGGGCAAAGCCUUGCAAGUCAUCAUUCAAGAAAUGCUGGAAGAAAGUGGGAAAGUCCAGGCUCAAAGUACAGCAGCUUGA
This is a messenger RNA of Apodemus sylvaticus (European woodmouse), 485 nucleotides long. It is a transcript of the gene Pgpep1l, whose product is annotated as pyroglutamyl-peptidase I like. Lineage: Eukaryota; Metazoa; Chordata; Mammalia; Rodentia; Muridae. The record is from RefSeq and is a predicted model, not a curated record. Gene Ontology annotation, biological process: proteolysis. The transcript has 2 exons.